Messenger RNA from Neurospora tetraspora, 780 nucleotides. RefSeq lists its product as uncharacterized. The transcript is spliced from 2 exons. NCBI's taxonomy places the organism in Eukaryota, Fungi, Ascomycota, Sordariomycetes, Sordariales, Sordariaceae. The coding region runs from base 37 to 681 and encodes 214 amino acids. The record is from RefSeq and is a predicted model, not a curated record.
GCUGGAGGCCUUCCGUCAGCCUUUUUGACGCGGGCCAUGAACAAUGGAUGCAGAUGCAUCUUCCGGAGUUCACGCGUUCGAGAAGCAUCACGAAACAAAGCGAACAAUGAUCCUGGCCCUGACUUCCGAGACCUUUUGCAGGAACCGGACAUGAGAAUGGCAUUGUUCAACUUCGUUCUUGCCGACAUGGCGGAUAAGGUAUUAAAGAAGUUGCGCAGGGAGGACCUGAGUCACCACUGCACGCGCCACCUGGCCUACUGCGAUUCUUUUUCGGUAGGCCUAAAAUGUUCACUUACCCUGCACAACAAUGGACACAGCCAGGCAGCGCCAGGAAAGCGACGAAAGUUCGAAAAGAUAGCAUCACUACUCCUAAACAUAACUGUGUCCUUCGAUGCCCUCGCCGUUCGUGUAAUGCCGGAGUCCCAGAGUAGUCCCUUUCCUAGGGUCCUUCAAGAGGACUCAUCCCAACAACAAGAUGACAAAUGCGUUCGUCAUCCCUACGGCCCACCCACCCGGCUGGAAAGGGCAAAACGACACGGCAGACACCUAACCUCACCCAGACCGAUCAUCACCACUCACCAUACCAAAGACCGCAAGCCCAUCCCAAAUUCCCACCCAGACACAAGUGGUGUGGUGAGUCCGUUCUUCAGCCGCACCGUAGCGAGCAACGUCACUUGCUGACACAAUUGUGCACCGAGCCACCCAGCCUUGUGUCCAUGACACACUCCGAGUCCAAGACGAGGCCAAGACCACAAGCCACGGCCGGGGAUCACCGGACGG